CGGGGAGGAGGGAGCGAGGCAUCCGGCCGCUGCCGGCCCGCUCGGACCCAGACCGGGACACGCCCGCGCCGAGCCCGGCCCGCGGCCCCGGACGCGCCAUGAGGGGCCCCGGCGCGGCCCUGUGGCUCCUGCUGGCUCUGCGCUCGGCGCUGGGCGGGAUGGAGGUGCGCUGGUGCACCACCUCAGACCCGGAGCAGCAGAAGUGCAGCGACAUGAGCACGGCCUUCCAGCAAGCCGGCAUCCAGCCCUCCCUCCUGUGCGUGCAGGGCGCCUCAGCCGACCACUGCGUGCAGCUCAUCACGGCCCGGGAAGCUGACGCCAUCACGCUGGACGGAGGAGCCAUUUACGAGGCGGGGAAGGAGCACGGCCUGAAGCCCGUGGUGGGCGAGGUGUAUGAUCAAGAGGUCGGUACCUCCUAUUAUGCCGUCGCUGUGGUCAAGAGGGGCUCCCACGUGACCAUCAACACCCUGAAAGGCGUGAAGUCCUGCCACACGGGCAUCAACCGGACAGUGGGCUGGAACGUGCCCGUGGGUUACCUGGUGGAGAGCGGCCGCCUGUCGGUGAUGGGCUGCAACGUGCUCAAAGCUGUCAGCGACUACUUUGGGGGCAGCUGUGUCCCUGGGGCAGGAGAGACCAGUUACUCGGAGUCCCUCUGUCGUCUCUGCCGGGGCAACGCCGCCGGGGAAGGGGUGUGUGACAAGAGCCCCGUGGAGAGAUACUACGACUACAGUGGGGCCUUCCGGUGCCUGGCGGAAGGGGCAGGGGACGUGGCCUUUGUGAAGCACAGCACGGUGCUGGAGAACACAGACGGGAGAACCCUGCCCUCCUGGGGCCAGGCGCUGCUGUCGCAGGACUUCGAGCUGCUGUGCCGGGACGGCAGCCGCGCGGACGUCACCGAGUGGAGGCAGUGCCACCUGGCCCGGGUGCCCGCUCACGCCGUGAUGACCCGGGCCGACGCGGACGGGGGCCUCAUCUUCCGGCUGCUCGACGAGGGCCAGCGGCUGUUCGGCCGCGAGGGCGGCGGCUUCCAGAUGUUCGGCUCCGAGGCCUACGGCCAGAAGGACCUGCUCUUCAAAGACGCCACCUCCGAGCUGGUGCCCGUGGCCACGCAGACCUACGAGGCCUGGCUGGGCCGCGAGUACCUGCGCGCCGUCCAGGGCCUCCUCUGUGACCCCAGCCGGCUGCCCCACUACCUGCGCUGGUGUGUGCUGUCCACGCCCGAGAUCCAGAAGUGUGGGGACAUGGCCGUGGCCUUCAGCCGGCAGAGGCUCAAGCCGGAGAUCCAGUGCGUGUCCGCCGAGUCCCCCGAGCACUGCAUGCGGCAGAUCCAGGCUGGGCAGAUCGACGCGGUGACCCUGAAGGGCGAGGACAUUUACACAGCGGGGAAGGCGUACGGCCUCAUUCCAGCCGCCGGGGAGCUCUAUGCCCCGGAGGACAGGAGCAGCUCCUCCUUCGCGGUGGCCGUGGUGAAGCGGAACAGCUCCUACGCCUUCACCCUGGACGAGCUGCGGGGCAAGCGCUCCUGCCACCCGGGCCUCGGCAGCCCCGCGGGCUGGGGCGUCCCCGUGGGCGCCCUGGUGCGGAGGGGCUUCGUGCGGCCCAGGGGCUGCGACGUCCUCACAGCGGUGAGUGAGUUCUUCAGCGCCAGCUGUGUGCCCGUGAACAACCCCGGGACCUACCCGUCCUCGCUGUGCGCGCUCUGCGUGGGGGACGAGCAGGGCCGCCACAGGUGCGUGGGGAGCAGCCAGGAGAGGUACUACGGCCACAGCGGCGCCUUCAGGUGCCUGGUUGAGAAUGCCGGGGACGUCGCCUUUGUCAAGCACACGACUGUCUUCGACAACACGGAUGGCCACAAUUCUGAGCCCUGGGCCGCUGAGCUCAUGUCCGAGGACUAUGAGCUGCUGUGUCCGAACGGGGCCCGGGCUGAGGUGACCCAGUUCGCAGCCUGCAACCUGGCACAGAUACCGUCCCAUGCCGUCAUGGUCCGGCCAGACACCAACAUCUUCACUGUGUACGGACUGCUGGACAAGGCCCAGGACCUGUUUGGAGAUGACCACAAUAAGAACGGGUUCAAAAUGUUCGACUCCUCCAACUAUCAUGGCCAAGACCUGCUUUUCAAGGAUGCUACCAUCCGGGCAGUACCCGUGGGAGAGAAAACUACUUACCGUGACUGGCUGGGCCCCGACUACGUGGCAGCCCUGGAGGGGAUGCUGUCCCAGCAGUGCUCAGGCACAGCGCCCGCGGCCCGCAGGCUCUCCGCCCUCCCGCUGCUGCCGCCGCUGGCCCUCGCGGCCCGCCUCCUCCAGCCCUGCCUCUGAAGCCGCCCUGGGCACGCCUCACCCGUCCUGGCACUGGAAACCUGUUCAGAAAUCUCUCUACGUGUGGCUGUGCUCCUCCGUAAAUCCAGGGAACGCCGCUCAGAGGGAAACGUGUGAUGGGAGAGGAAGCGCGAAAAGCCAUGAGCUCCCCAGGGCUGCGAUCCCAGCACCAAAGUUGCUGAGAUCGCUUCAAAGUGGAAUAAAGAUGAAUGUGGAAGCACAGUCCCCCAGCUGGACGGAGCAGGGCUCCCCUGCUGGCAGCCAGCCCUGCCUCCCAGGCACCACCUGUCCCCUCCGCCACCUGAGCGCGCUGGCCGGCCUCCCAGUCACGCCCCACCCACGGGCGCGCGGCUCCGCAGGGCUCGGGCUGCGAGAGACCGGUUGCCAAGGAAACAGGCUGAACCCGAGCUUCCCACGCGGGCCUCUCUGCUGGAGCUGGCCCUGCUGAGCCGCCCAGGGGGCCUGGUGAGACGACAGGCCUGCCCGCUCCUCCCUGACCGUUCCCACCUCCCGCUCCGGAGAGCGGACCCCGCCCGCAGCACCCCCGUCAGCCCCCGCUCCAUCUGUCCUCUGGGCUCCCCGUUCCUGCCUCCUCCUGGGGGUACUGUGUCCGCCACGGCAUCGCCGGAUGAGGCUGGAGCCAGACCCUCCAAGGAGGCGAAGGUGCCGGGCACACGCAGCCCUUCGUCCUUGUCUGCGGCGCCUGGGCGUGGCCCGGGCCGCUGGACUCCUGCCUGUGCUGGGCUGGCGACGGCAGGGAGGCCGGGGCUCGAGUCUAGGGAUGAAGCCCUCAAGGGGUCCUGGGACAAAGGAAAUGCUUCUCAGAAAUUUUACUGCGUGGCGAGGCUUGAUGCAGGGUUGGGGGUCUAAAAUCUUGCCUGAACACAUGUCUGUGGAAAGGCAGGCGGGCCUGGGAACUGGACGUGCUCUGAGUGCCCCACCCUUUGGAGACUCCGUUGCACCAGGCUCUGUCCCGGGGCCGAGCCCAGCCAGCCGGAGUCCCCACUCCCGUGUCUCCUCCUCUUAGGCUGCGCCUCAGGUUACCCCCUCCUGGCCCAGUGUCACAUCCGCUGCUCUGGAGCUACUCCCGUCGCUCUAGCAGCACUCGUUCCCUCCAGAUGGAAGGGUUCGGUCCCCUCCGGGGCCGCCGUUACCCCCAGGCCCUGGAGCGGGAGGUGGCCCGAGGCAGCACGAGGCCCCCUGAGCCGAUGGGAGUGGGGAGAUGCCAUUCUCCUCGGCAGAGGAGCCCAGGCCAGGUGAGGUGCUGAGGGGAGUUCUGCCUCCUCGGGUGUGAGCACAGGGUCCCCUCGCCCAGCCCUGCACUGACGGGGCCCGAGGGCCACUCACUCCCAAGGGAGGGUCCCUCCUUCUCAUCCCCUGCGGGACAGUGAAAAGUGCCUGGAGAGGGUCUCCUCGAUCGCCGCGGUCGUCUGAGGAGCCAGAAAAAGUUUCCAGAACUGCCAGCUCUUACUCUGAAACCUGCGCCCUGAAAAAAAGUAAAAAGGAAGAGAAGACACAGGAGCGCGCCGCCCCCGCCGGCAGACGGAGCCGUGUGGGCCUGGAGCUAUUUGCAGCUCUGUCUGCGGGGGCCCUGGGGCCGCCGAUGACAGGCCGGCUCCCUCCCCCCCUCGGCAGGGUGCUCACAGCGACCCCGGGAGGCCUGGCGCCCACCCCGCCGUGGGGAGGCGGGAGGAGCGGCCGCAGCUGCCACGCUUGUACCCUCUUCACGAGGGGAGCGAGUGCGUCAUCUCUGACCUGAUGAUUGUUUGAUUUUAUUUUUUUUUUGUGGGAGAUUUGUGCCGUGAGAAGGGUAUUUGUGUGUGGCCGCCCGGGGGUGACCCCGCACUGUGAGCCUGCUGGGGGUGUGACCUGUGGGUGCCGUGUAACAUGAUUGGCAGGGGACAAGCAGGGGCCGCCGCUGUGUUCGUGCUAAUGAAAGAUGUCGGUUUGUUGUUUAAAUAAAGCCAAACAACCCUGCA
Messenger RNA from Hippopotamus amphibius kiboko, 4297 nucleotides. RefSeq names its product melanotransferrin (gene MELTF). Bases 99 to 2318 code for a protein of 739 amino acids. NCBI's taxonomy places the organism in Eukaryota, Metazoa, Chordata, Mammalia, Artiodactyla, Hippopotamidae. Gene Ontology annotation, biological process: iron ion transport. The transcript is spliced from 16 exons. Gene Ontology annotation, cellular component: plasma membrane; extracellular region; recycling endosome. The record is from RefSeq and is a predicted model, not a curated record.